Molecule: messenger RNA, 2080 nt
Organism: Andrographis paniculata
Lineage: Eukaryota; Viridiplantae; Streptophyta; Magnoliopsida; Lamiales; Acanthaceae
Product: UDP-glucuronic acid decarboxylase 1-like
Exons: 7
Coding region: 436-1776 (446 amino acids)
Biological process (GO): D-xylose metabolic process
Cellular component (GO): cytoplasm
Molecular function (GO): UDP-glucuronate decarboxylase activity; NAD+ binding
Source: RefSeq, a predicted model, not a curated record
AAUUAUUAUUAACUAAUUAAAUAUUCUCACAUUAAAUACGGUGUCCCUAAUAAAGGAUUCAAUUCUCGUGAGAGGGAGGGAGUAUUAAUUUAAAAAAAAAAAAUCCCAACCAAACAAUACAAUCCAAACAAAUUAAUAAAAAAAUUAAUCUGAAGAAAAUCAAAAGCCCAAAUAAGCGUUGUAAUAAAUGGGCCAAGAAAUUAAUCAGAAAUAAACGGGCCAUAAAGGCCCAUUAGGCCCAUUAAAGCCUUAACCGUCGAAUCGUACGUACCAACAGCUGCCCGUGUCUUGUGCUUUCCCAAUAACUGAAUAGAUCCUUCGAUCAUCCCAUCCUUCACACCAUUCAUUUCAUGUUUCAUUUCAUUUCAUGCAACUGUAAAUGACCUGACCUCGCCGGAACUGAUCCGAAUUCCGAUCCUCCGGAGCAAUUCAACCAUGAAGCAUCUGCACAAGUCGCCGGCGAUGCCAAUCUCCCAAUCGUCGGAGCCGUACUCUCCCAAAUCCUCGAAGCACAACAGAUCCAUCCGCAGAUCGCUGAAUUACAUCUUCAGGGAGCAGCGCCUUCUCUUCAUCAUCGUCGGUGUUUUGAUCGGCUCCGUUUUCUUCAUUCUCCAGCCUUCAAUUUUCUUUUCGUCGUCUUCAUCUUCAUCCUCGUCCACCUCUUCAUUCUCCGCCAAUCCCGGCGGCGCUCACAUUUUGUCGGGGAAUCACGAAUCGUUAGGUCGCUAUCGCGAUCCUAAUUACGAGAAGCAUUUGGUCAAUCGGUACGGCCAGGGGCACGCCGGCGGCGUGGGGAGAGUCCCCGUGGCGAUAGGGAAGAAGAGAAACCGUGUGGUGGUUACCGGCGGGGCGGGAUUCGUUGGGAGCCAUUUGGUGGAUAAGCUGAUUGCGAGGGGGGAUGAUGUGAUUGUUGUUGACAAUUUUUUCACAGGGAGGAAGCAGAACGUGGUGCAUUUGUUUGGGAACCCUAGAUUCGAAUUGAUUAGGCACGACGUCGUCGAGCCGAUUUUGUUGGAGGUUGAUCAGAUCUACCAUUUAGCUUGUCCUGCUUCGCCAGUGCAUUACAAGUACAAUCCUGUCAAGACUAUCAAGACGAAUGUGAUGGGCACUCUCAACAUGUUGGGACUAGCCAAAAGAAUCGGUGCAAAGUUUCUCCUUACGAGUACCAGCGAGGUGUAUGGUGAUCCUCUGGAGCAUCCACAGAAGGAGACCUAUUGGGGACAUGUGAAUCCAAUUGGCGUGCGUAGCUGCUACGAUGAGGGAAAGCGCACUGCUGAAACCUUAACUAUGGACUAUCACCGCGGUGCAGGGGUUGAGGUGCGCAUUGCGCGCAUUUUCAACACAUACGGGCCUCGAAUGUGUCUGGAUGAUGGCCGUGUCGUGAGCAACUUUGUUUCGCAGGCGAUUAGGAAACAGCCAAUGACGGUCUAUGGCGAUGGGAAGCAAACCCGAAGCUUCCAAUAUGUAUCCGACCUGGUCGAUGGAUUGAUGGCGCUGAUGGAAGGCGAGCAUGUAGGCCCGUUCAACUUGGGCAACCCCGGAGAAUUCACCAUGCUAGAACUUGCCGAGGUGGUGAAAGAAGUGAUUGAUCCAAGCGCAUCGAUCGAGUUCAAGCCAAACACGGCUGACGACCCUCAUAAGAGGAAGCCGGAUAUUAGCAAAGCGAAAGAGCUUCUUAACUGGGAGCCAAAAGUCCCGUUGCAAAAGGGGCUGCCUUUGAUGGUGAAAGACUUCCGAAACCGUAUCCUCAACGAUGACGAAGGGAAGGGAAAUUAAAGUAACGAUAUGAUAGGAUAUGAUAUGAUAUAUGUACAGAAGGAAUCAAGAAGAGAGGUAUUAUAGCAGCUAUCUCUCCAAUAUUCUCCCUCGGUAGUAAUUCAUUCAUUCAUUCAUUCAUUCCUUUCUUUAUUUAACAGUUAGAGAGUGAGAGAGUUUAGGAUUGGAUCAUAUGGGAACAUCCAUUACUACUACUAUUACUAUAUGUAGUUGUUUUUGGAUAGAGAAGAUUUUGUUGUCACACGGGCUUGGGCUUGCUUGCUUACUUAGCCCACUUUUGUGAUUGUUUAAUUUUGUUUCUCUC